This is a messenger RNA of Fraxinus pennsylvanica, 657 nucleotides long. Lineage: Eukaryota; Viridiplantae; Streptophyta; Magnoliopsida; Lamiales; Oleaceae. The record is from the annotation of a GenBank genome assembly.
AUGACAAAGGUACACCCAAACACCCGUAGCACCACCGCAUCGCAGCCGCCAAAACCUUUAAAUAGCAGCGAUGGCGAUGCCAGCACCUCGGUGGUCCUCACCGUCUGGAAGAAAUCACUCCUCUUUAACUGCGACGGUUUCACGGUGUUCGACUCCAAGGGAAACCUCGUCUUUCGAGUCGACAAUUACAUGGCCGGAGAUAAAGGAAAAAUUGUUCUUAUGGACGCCUUCGGCAACUCUCUUUUCACCAUCCUCCGCAAGAGAUUGAGCUUGGGGGACAGCUGGUUGGUGUUCGAAGGAGAGAAAGAGGUUAAUCCUAGUUACACAGUGAGAAAACAGGUGAAUUUUCUGCGUGGUAAAUCCCUGGCUCUAGUGACUCCAGGAAGCUGCAAAGAAACAAUUUUAUCGCAAAAUAGAAACAAAGUACUUUACAAGAUUGAAGGAUCGUACACGAAGCGGUGCUGUGCGGUGCAUGACGAAAAGCGGCGGCCAAUGGCUGAGAUAAAGCAGAAGGAGGCCGCCGUGAGAGGAGUUUCUUUUGGAAUGGACGUUUUCCAUCUUAUUGUCCAUUCUGAAUUUGAUUUGGCUUUUGCCAUGGCCUUAGUCAUCCUCCUUGACCAGAUGUUUGGAUCCUCCACCUCGACACGUCGGAAUUGA